CACAGCAGGAAGCUUUGAAUGGAGGAGUAGUUUACCUGGUACAACUCUGACUGUCACAGAUCUCCAGGUUCAGGUGAUCAGAUCAACAGUCUACAAGAAUUAUACUGAGGCAGAGCUGCUUUGUCACAGCAGCUGUCGUCUACCUGAUCGUCCUUCCUACGUCUGGUUCAAGAAUGGACAGAAAAUGGAAAGCGUGGAGACAUCUUCUUAUAAAGAUCAGUUUUAUCCCAGAGACAUCAUCUCCUGUGCUCUUAAAGGACGUGAGGAUUUCCCCUCUCCUUCAGUGUAUGCUCCAAAGCUUCCCUCUGUGUCAGUGAGUCCCUCUGCUGAGAUAGUGGAGGGCAGUUCAGUGACUCUGACCUGCAGCAGUGAUGCUAACCCAGCAGCUAAAUACACCUGGUACAAGGAGAACCAAACACUGAUUCAGGGACCAGAGACAUUUAUCAUUUCACCUCUAUCAGCUCUAAGGACAGCGGGAUCUACCACUGCAAGGUUGAGAAUGAGUAUGGCCAGAUCAACUCCACAUCUGUAUCCAUAGAUGUCCAGUGUAAGUACAAAACAUCAGCAAAGCGCUUCCACAUACAAUGUGUUUAAUUACAGAUAGUGAAUGUUAAUGUGAGUUUAUGAGCUCGUUAACGUUAUCAUGUUCUAAAGUAGCAUCACAGGGGUUUAAAGGAUCAUUUCAGAUUAUUUAAUGCUAACUUAUAAUAUAGUCACAUGCCAUUUGUACGUUAAAAUAGUUUUUGGUCACUAAUCAUUCCUCCUGGUGAAGAAGAGAUACCUUCGUAGAGCAACAUGCAUUUCAGAGUUCACAUGUAGCGAA
Micropterus salmoides (largemouth bass) is the source of this 823-nucleotide messenger RNA. Its product is annotated as sialoadhesin-like. Bases 185 to 538 code for a protein of 117 amino acids. The record is from RefSeq and is a predicted model, not a curated record. The transcript has 3 exons. Lineage: Eukaryota; Metazoa; Chordata; Actinopteri; Centrarchiformes; Centrarchidae.